GAGUCCGAUUGACUUUGAAAGGCUUCGGAUCCUAAUCCGAAUGAAAAAAUGCCUUGAAAUUCAGUUGUCUAGGUUUCCCUAGUCAGUCGUUUCCUCUCCAGAAGAUAAAUUUAUUUUUUGAUUCUCCUUCUGAAACUGAGAAUGAGCACGUUUACCAACGGAGACUACGACGACAACGACUUCGACGACGAGGACCUUCUAUCCCUCCUUUCAGAACAGCGGCGAGAACUAAUGGCUGCCCAAUCCCUAGAAACCGACCUGGACUUUGCCUUCCGACUUCAACUCCAAGAAGCCAUAAACGCCUCCAUACCUGUCCUCCCUUCCACGUCCGCCUCCACAUCCGCCUCCACCUCUACCUCAACUGCGUCGCCUCCGAUUGGCAAAGUCGAAAUUACUGCACCUCUAUCCACUCUAGAAUUUGAAGAAAUCUCAAAAUUAGAGCAAAAGCUAGAAGAUCGCAGACAAUCAGAACUCGAAUCGCGCAGGAUCAGAAAAGAUCUCGACCGUCGAAUCCAUGACCAGAAAGUAGCUCGAGAGAUUCUGGAAAUACCAGAGGAAGAGUGGCUAGACUGGGGAGAUGAUUUCGUAAAAGAAGAAGACGAAGAAGAUUCUGAAUCAGUAGUAUUCAAGCUGUAUUUCAAGGGUUUGGUUAGUGAAGAAAAAGGGAAUAAAGUUCUUGGUGGAAUUGGAAUUGCGAUUUGUGACCCGGUGAAUAAUUUGGUUUUUGAAAUAAGCAAGCCACUGAUUGGGAAUGGAAGGAGCAAGAAUGCGGCCGAAGCUAAGGCUUUGAUCGAAGGCCUUAAUGCUGCUCUUGCUUUGGACCUGAAGAGAAUUGCUGUGUAUUGCCAUUGUUUUCCGCUUUAUAAUUUUAUUACUGGGAGAUGGUUUGCGAAGCAGAGGAAGGUUGCUGUGUUAAUCAAUCAGUUAGCUCUUCUUCGAAGGAAGUUUGUCUAUUGUAACCCUGUUCUUGUGCCACGGAAUGAUAUUGAAUAUGCGUUUAGAUUUGCUAGAGAGGCUAUAAUUUCGCAGAUCACGAUGCAGCCAGCAGAAUCCACCCACGAGAGGGUUGCCAUUAUUGAGGCUUGUGUUAUUUGUCUUGAAGAUACUGAUGUUGAACAUAUCUUUUCGGUUGAUGAAUGCCAGCAUAGGUACUGUUUUUCUUGUAUGAAACAGCAUGUGGAGGUUAAAUUGCUCCAUGGAAUGAUGCCGAAAUGCCCUCACGAAGGAUGUGAGUCCUUGCUUAAUGUUGAAAGUUGUAGGAAAUUCUUGACACCUAAAUUAAUUGAGAUGAUGUGCCUCCGUAUAAAGGAAGCUUCGAUCCCAGUUUCGGAGAAAAUCUACUGCCCGUAUCCUAAAUGCUCUGCAUUGAUGUCGAAAACUGAGGUUUUUGAAUAUGCUAAAAGUGCAGUUGCUGCUGGUUUGCAAUGUGUUGGUGCAAGGAAAUGUUCGAAAUGCCAUGGUCUUUUUUGUAUUAAUUGCAAGGUCCCAUGGCAUAAUAACAUGACAUGUUCUAGUUACAAAAGGAUGAAUCCCAACAACCCUGCAGAAGAUGUCAAACUGAAAUCUCUUGCAACAAGGAACCUAUGGCGCCAAUGUGUGAAGUGCAACCAUAUGAUUGAACUUGCUGAAGGUUGUUACCACAUGACUUGCAGAUGUGGCUAUGAGUUUUGCUAUAAUUGUGGAGCUGAGUGGAAGGACAAGAAAGCAACAUGUUCUUGUCCACUCUGGGAUGAGGAUAAUAUCUUGUAUGCUGAAAAUGAUACAGACUUUGAUGAGGAUGAGGAUGAGGACGAGGAUGAUUACUAUGACUCCGAAUCUGACGGUUAUUCUAUUUAGAUGUAAACACUGCAUAUCCUCCCACUUUUUCUUUUUCUUUUUUCAUUUUUGUUUUAGAGCAAGUCUAUCAAUGUGUGCAGAUGCUGUUAAAAAGAUCCCUCAGUCUUGAGAUCUGACUGGACCAUUGCAGUUCUUUUCCAAGUUUUCUUAAUACCAUCAAUACCUCUAAAUUCUCCCAUA
Populus euphratica (Euphrates poplar) is the source of this 2016-nucleotide messenger RNA. RefSeq lists its product as uncharacterized. Gene Ontology annotation, molecular function: nucleic acid binding; ubiquitin-protein transferase activity; zinc ion binding. The transcript has 2 exons. Bases 142 to 1836 code for a protein of 564 amino acids. NCBI's taxonomy places the organism in Eukaryota, Viridiplantae, Streptophyta, Magnoliopsida, Malpighiales, Salicaceae. The record is from RefSeq and is a predicted model, not a curated record. Gene Ontology annotation, biological process: protein ubiquitination.